Molecule: messenger RNA, 1087 nt
Organism: Aphanomyces astaci
Lineage: Eukaryota; Oomycota; Saprolegniomycetes; Saprolegniales; Verrucalvaceae
Exons: 1
Coding region: 25-711 (228 amino acids)
Biological process (GO): regulation of DNA-templated transcription
Molecular function (GO): DNA-binding transcription factor activity; sequence-specific DNA binding
Source: RefSeq, a predicted model, not a curated record
UUGCCGCCACAUCCACACAGCACCAUGAACGCCGCGCCAGUAUUCCUCCAGAAGACCUACGACAUGCUUGAAGCAUGCCCCAUGCCCGUCGCGGAAUGGUCCAAAGACGGCAAGUCGUUUGUGAUUAAGCACACCAAGCAGUUCGAAUCGACGAUGUUGCCCCAGUUCUUCAAGCACAACAACUUCGCGUCGUUCGCGCGCCAACUGCGAUUCUACGGCUUUGAGAAGAGCAAGAUCCACGACGCGCGCUUCAACGAGAACAACGAAACCGGCCAGACGUGGUGGAUGUUCCAGCACCCCAAAUUCCUUCGCGACGACCCCGUGAAGAUGACGUCGAUCCGCCGCAAGACGUGCACGGAAUCGGUGGCGGUCAAGUGGGAAGCGGGUGAAGUCAGCGAACUCAAGAACCGACUCUCUACGCUACAAAACACCAUGUCCACGCUGUCUGCGCACAUUUCCACGUUGACUGCUGCAGUAUACGAAUAUGCUGCAUCGGAAGAUGUCGAGUUCCGUGAGCCUGCUGCGAAGCGCGCGAAAACGACUCUGUCUGUUAAGGUUCCCGCGCAAACGUCGUCCCCCAAGACUGUCGAUGACAUCACGAGCAUGGACCAUCAAGCAUGGAACUUUUGCUUGGAUGAUGAUACCUUCACGGACGUUGACGAGCACCUGUUCGCGACGCUGUUGGACUUUGACUUGCCGCUCGCGUGCUAAUGGCGCAUACUACUCCACCAGACGACCUCCUCCUUUCAUUGUGCGUGCAGACGUCGCCGACAUGUGUACCUUCUCCAAAGACUACCAUGCGCCACUCUAAUAACACGCUCCAUUCCUCUCCAUGACCCGAUUGUCGUUCUUGGUGAUGCGAUGCUCUCGCAACCGACUCCAUCAUCAGCCGCAGGAACCUGCGUAGGGGACUUUCGAUAUUACCAAGCCAAUCAUAUGACGAUAUACGAGCAUUUCGUCGUUUGAUUGGAUGUCAAGUAGGAUGAAGAAUGUGGGUUCAGUACAUAGUACUACUAGUAGUAUGCACUAGGUGUAGUGUGGCCGCCAAUUUAAAAAGUCAAUCAAUGGAUCGAUUUUUUGUACUGAA